AUGCUUUCAUGGAGCCCUUUAGCCAACUUAUUUUGUGACUUACAGUGCAAAGUAUAUUUUCUGCUUGUAGGUAUUUGUUCUGCCUUGAAGCUGACAGUACCAUCUCAUACAAUCCAUGGUAUUGAGGGGCAACCUCUCCAGCUUACUGUUGACUACAAUUUCAACACUACAGCUUGUGAAAUCCAAAUAAUUUGGCUGUUUGAGAGGCCUCAAAGUAAUCCAAAAUACUUGCUUGGCUCUGUAAACCAGACGGUAGUACCAGACUUGGAAUAUCAGCACAAGUUUACCCUCAUGCCACCUAAUGCGUCUUUGAUGAUCAAUCCGUUACGUAUCAGUGAUGAGGGCAACUAUAUUGUAAAAGUCAAUGUCCGUGGAAAUGUAACAAUAGCUGCCAGUGAAAAGAUUCAAGUAGCUGUUGAUGUUCCUGUCACGCAACCAAUUGUACAGACUGAGCCAUCUUCUGGGGUAGUGGAGUACGUGGGGAAUAUCACAUUAAAAUGUACCGUGGGAAAAGGCACAAGGGUAGUUUACCAGUGGAUGAAAAAUGGCAAGCUUCUCCGUGCUGGCCCUAACUAUAUCUUUUCAUCAAACAAUGCUACACUUCUAAUUGUUCCUGUUGUAAAAGAGGACAUUGGGAAUUACAGCUGUUUGGUAUCCAACCCUGUCAGUGCAAUGGAAAGUGAGCAAAUUGCACCAACCAUAUAUUAUGGACCUUAUGGACUCAGAGUUAAGUCAGACAAAGGUCUGAAUGUAGGGGCAGUGUUCACAGUUGACAUAGGGGAAGCUAUACUGUUUGACUGCUCAGCAGACUCAAAUCCACCAAAUACUUACUCAUGGAUUCAAAGGGAUGACAACACUACUCAGGUAAUCAAAUACGGACCCCACCUGGAAGUGGUAUCUGAUAAAGUGUCCCAGAAGACAAUAGAUUAUAUGUGCCGUGCUUUCAACAACGUGACUGGAAAACGAGAUGAAACUCACUUCACAGUGAUCAUUACUUCUGCAGGAUUGGAAAAGCUGGCCCACAAAGGAAAAUCUUUGUCAUCUCUUGCAGUAAUAACUGGAAUUUCAUUAUUUUUGAUCCUAAUUAUGGUCUUUCUGUUCAUAUGGAAAAGGUAUCAGCCACAUAAAGUGAUACGACAGAAGCUGCAGAGCAGGCCAGAGGCUGAUUACAGAAAGGCACAGACAUUUUCAGGACAUGAAAGUGCGUUGGAUGAUUUUGGGAUCUAUGAAUUUGUUGCUAUUCCUGAUCAUGCCAGUGGUUCUAGGGUUUCAAGUCACUCUGUUCCUGGCUCUGCCACUGUCCCAGGCCAGGAUAUGCUUAGUACAGUUUAUGAAGUUAUUCAGCAUAUUCCCGAGCAGCAGCAGCAGCAUGACCAUCAACAGUAA
Messenger RNA from Cygnus atratus (black swan), 1386 nucleotides. RefSeq names its product HEPACAM family member 2 (gene HEPACAM2). The coding region runs from base 1 to 1386 and encodes 461 amino acids. The transcript has 9 exons. The record is from RefSeq and is a predicted model, not a curated record. Lineage: Eukaryota; Metazoa; Chordata; Aves; Anseriformes; Anatidae.